AUGGUUAAGAAUAAUAAUGAGCCUCAAAAAAAUGAUUCUCUAGAAAAACAAAGGCCAUCCGAAAAUAUUAGAACAAAUGAUUACCCACACCCAAGUGGAAAAGCUCUUAUAGAAACCGAUACAUCAUCGCCGUCGCCCCACCUAUCAAAUAACAUUUCCGAUUUUCGUCCCGAUUAUCUUCGUUUAAUACUUACCUCAAAGGUUUAUGAAGUUGUUAAAGAAACUCCUUUGCAACAUGCUGUAAACCUUUCCUUAAAAAAGAAGAAUAAAAUCUUUUUAAAAAGAGAGGAUUUACACGAAGUGUUUUCUUUUAAAAUUAGAGGUGCUUAUAAUAAGAUAGCUCAUUUGAGUAAUGAGGAAAGGAAAAGAGGAAUUAUUGCAUGUUCUGCUGGAAACCACGCACAAGGAGUUGCUAUGUCUGCAAAACAUCUUGGACUUUCGGCAACUAUCAAUGUCAGCGGAACUCCAGAAAUUAAGUGGCGUAAUGUUGAACGGCUUGGUGCUGAAGUUGUUUUAUACGGAAAUGAUUUUGAUGAAGCCAAGAAAGAAUGUUCUCGUCUCGCCGAGAUAAAGAAACUUACUAAUAUUCCUCCUUAUGAUGACCCAUACGUUAUAGCUGGUCAAGGAACAAUCGCGAUGGAGAUCAUCCGUCAACACAGUUUACACAAUUUGGAUCAUAUUGACGCGAUUUUCGCAUGCGUUGGGGGAGGUGGUCUUAUCGCUGGUAUUGGAAGUUACAUCAAAAGGUUAUGGCCUAAUAUCAAGAUAAUUGGAGUUGAAACAUAUGAUGCUAAUGCAAUGACUUUGUCAUUAAAAAAUCAAAGACGUGAAACACUUGAUGAAGUCGGUUUGUUUGCUGAUGGAGCUGCUGUUAGAAUUGUAGGAGAAGAAACCUUUAGAGUAUGUAAAGAGGUGGUGGAUGAUAUGAUUUUGGUAUCCACCGAUGAAAUUUAUACUCGAUCUAUUGUAGAACCUGCUGGUGCACUUGGGGUAGCAGGUGUUAAAAAAUAUAUAGCCGACAAUAAUUUGAGUGGUGGUAUAUUUGUAGCCGUCACGUCAGGAGCAAAUAUGAAUUUUGAUCGACUUAGAUUUGUUGCCGAACGUGCUGAACUUAAUGAAGCUUUGAUAUCCGUUAUUAUACCGGAAAGACCUGGAAGGUACUCUGAUUCAGACAACGCAUGGAUUUUUAUGUCAUUCAUGGUUAAAAAUCGUAAAGAAGAGCUUCCUAAAAUUUUGCAAAAUUUGAAAGAAAAUGAUAUGGACGGACAAGAUAUUAGCGAUAAUGAGAUGGCUAAGAGUCAUGCUAGGUACCUAGUAGGAGGCAGAAGUAAAGUCAAAAAUGAACGAUUAUAUAGAUUUGAAUUUCCUGAAAGACCUGCAGCACUUCAAAAAUUCUUAUGUGGACUUAGGUCGGAUUGGAAUAUUUCACUUUUUCAUUAUCGUAAUCAUGGAUCGGAUAUUGGCAAAGUUUUGGUUGGAAUUCAAGUUCCGCCUCAGGAUUCCGAAGAAUUUGAAAUUUUUAAGAAUAAUUUAGGGUACCACGUUGUUGAUGAAACUAAUAAUCCUGUUUACAAACAAUUUUUAAUCAGUCCGGAUCCGAAGCGAAACGAAGAACUAUAA
Molecule: messenger RNA, 1620 nt
Organism: Funneliformis geosporum
Lineage: Eukaryota; Fungi; Glomeromycota; Glomeromycetes; Glomerales; Glomeraceae
Source: the annotation of a GenBank genome assembly